This is a messenger RNA of Sinocyclocheilus rhinocerous, 5624 nucleotides long. It is a transcript of the gene nsd3, whose product is annotated as nuclear receptor binding SET domain protein 3. Bases 436 to 5070 code for a protein of 1544 amino acids. Gene Ontology annotation, molecular function: protein binding; histone methyltransferase activity. Lineage: Eukaryota; Metazoa; Chordata; Actinopteri; Cypriniformes; Cyprinidae. The record is from RefSeq and is a predicted model, not a curated record. The transcript has 23 exons. Gene Ontology annotation, cellular component: nucleus.
AGGAAAUAAAUUUCAAGUUGAAAAACCUCUCUUCUUAAAACUAUUUUAAAGUUUCGGAUUAAAGACGGUAUUUUGAACCAUUUGACUUGCCUUACAUCCAGUUGUGCUUCUUGCGCACGCUAGUUCUGAUCGUACGUAUGGUAACUAGGCAACUACGUAAGAAUUGUAGUAUGGUUGCGUAAAGGGAAACAGGCAUUCCUAGGGGAACAGAAUCGACUGCUACACCGGUCGCGAGCACUGCACACAGAUACUGACUCACGUGCUUAUCUUCGCCGCUUGCGUUGCUAAAACAGAACACAAACGGAACCUGUCAAAGUCAUAGGCCAUAUUUAACGACAAUACAAGGAACGUUUCAUUUCAACCGAAAGUUUGCCUCAAAUUACAACAGCAGGCCCUGUAAGAAAAAGGGAAACUUAAGGAUGCUGGAGCAGAACAAUGGAUUUCUCCUUCUCUUUCAUGCAAGGGAUCAUGGGAAACACAAUUCAGCAACCCCCUCAGCUUAUUGACUCCGCUAACAUCAGACAGGAGGAUGUCUAUGAAGCCAUCAGUGACCCAGGAGAUGAUGGAGGACAGCAAAACUUUGAGUCUCCUUUGGAGUCAGGCUUUCCUUACCCUGCUGAAGACCUCCCAGUCAUUACAAACGGCUACCCGACAGGCGUAGGUACCUAUGAGCAACAGGCCAAGUUUGCCUUGUACUCUCAGUUCCCCAAUGGCUCAGCUAAUGGCUACGGCGCCAUACGAAACUAUGGGGAUCACGGUUUGCUGCUUGGUGAAGGCACUGUAUUGAGACCACCAGUGGUCCAGGAGAAGCCUCCAAGCCACAUCUCACCUCCACCUCAUCCCCAUCAUCACCACCAGCCUCAUCAUCCUCCUCACCAUCACCACCAUCAGCAGCAGCAGCAACACCAUCCACAAAACCCACCACUGUUACCUCACCACCAUCAUCCGCCUCCUGCUUCUCACCUAAUGCCUCAAGUCUUGCCACCCCCUCCUCCAUUGCUCUUGCCCUCUUCACCGCCCCUCCUUUCACCUCAACAAAGCACCGUCUCCAACCCCAUUGCACAAUCCACCAACACUCCCAAAAAGACCAGCUCCCCAGAGAUCAAAAUAAAGAUCAUUAAGACCUACCAGAAUGGCAGGGAGCUGUUCGAGUCCUCACUGUGCGGGGAUCUGCUGCAAGAGUUUCAGGCCGGCGAGGCUUCCAGAAGAAGACAUGAGCAAAAGAAGGAAAAGAGGAAAAAGAGAAGCAGCAGACAUGGUGCUUGUCAAGAAGAAGAGAGCCAGCAGCCAUGCAAAGUAGAGGAGCGUUCAGGGGUGGUUCGAAACUCCUCACAGCCCAACGAAGGUCAUGUCACAUUCAGAGAAGAGCAACCUUCUGUGACCCUCAAAAGCCCCAAAGCAGAACUGAAGGAACAGAAAGUUGAAAAGCACUUUCCUUCGGUCAUCACUAGCACCGGCUCUUGUCAAGAGUACGAGAUCGGUGACUUGGUGUGGGCAAAGGUUGGGACGUAUCCUUGGUGGCCAUGCAUGGUGUCAUCAGACCCUCAGUCAAAUGUUCAUAUACGACUUAAUAAAAGAGGUGUCAAGGAAUACCACGUGCAGUUCUUCGGGAGUGUCCCUGAGAGGGCUUGGAUCCAUGAGAAGAGAAUUGUGGUGUACAAGGGUGAGAGCCAGUUCGAGGAGUUGCAAGCAGAAACACUCCGGAAAGCAACCAACCCAACUGAGAAACAAAAGUUGCUGAAGCCUCAGUCCCAGAAGGAGCGUGCCCAAUGGGAAGUGGGUGUGGGUCACGCAGAAGCCGCUCUGCAGAUGACACGAGAAGAACGCAAUGAGAACUACACCUUCAUCUACAUUGACAAGGAACCCAGCUCUGCUGCUGCUGCUCCUGCUGCUGACACUGUGACCUCACCUAGGGCGACCAGUAAAAACCGCCCCGAACGCAAGCAGAGACGCUCUAAAGGCAGUGCUGGAGCGAAAGAAGAGCACAUACCUCGUCGGCAGCAGCCACGGAGGCAGUGCAGCAUCAAUAGUAGUGGAGAAACAUCAUCUCCCAAUCAGGGAGAGGAUGAUAUGGACCAAGAGCAACCCUACAGCCCUGCAAAACCUGACACCCACCCCGAGGAACCCUCCCCACCUCCAGUCAGGACACCCUGGAAGACCGCCGCAGCCCGCAAGCUCCUCCCACUCUCCAUUACUAUGAAGAAACUAAACGUGGAGAUCAUCAAAUGUGACUGGCAGCUCCCAAAGCAAAAGUUGGACUUACCUAAGAAGAUGGAGAGUGAGGAGAGGCCCAGCGAUCAGGUUCAGUCACCUGAGGGCUCCAGUGAUAAGGCAGAGGCAGAGACGUGUUCCAGUGAAGAAGAGCGAGCUGCGUCUCCCUCAGCCUGGAGUGACCAGGAGAGUGCGGAGCAAUCCACAGAGAGAAAGCAGCAGCGCCGGUCUGUGCGAAGCCGUUCUGAGUCGGAGAAGAGUGUGGAACCAGUGCCAAAAAAGAAAGUGAAGAAAGAACAGGCUGAAGCAGCACCUCAAAUGGAUUUCAAAACAGGGUCGCAAAAAGGUGCCAGUGAGAUUUCAGACUCGUGUAAACCACUGAAGAAACGCAGCAGAGCAUCUACUGAUGUGGAGAUGGCCAGCUCACUGUACAGAGACACUUCCGACUCUGACUCCAGAGGCCUCAAUGAUCCACAGACUGGAUUCGGGAAGCGCUCGGACAGUCCUGCUACAGUAGAUGCUGACGGAUCUGAUGCGCAGUCCGUGGACUCCAGCCUGUCCCGUCAAGGAGGAAGUUCCUCAAAAAAGGACACAGUCUGCCAUGUCUGUGAAACAUUCGGGGAUUCUUUGGUGAGCUGUGAGGGAGUCUGUAACAGGCUGUUUCAUCCAGAGUGUAUUGGAUCUAACAGUGGAACAGAUGGAGAACAACUGUGUCAGGAGUGUAAGACAGGUUCCCACCCUUGUUUCUCCUGCAAGGUCGUGGAGGGUGACGUGAAGCGGUGCUCAGUGAACGGUUGUGGCCGCUAUUAUCACGAAACAUGUGCCCGCAAGUACACUGGCACCACCACCGAUACUAGAGGCCUCCGCUGCCCUCAGCACAGCUGUGCCACAUGCUGUCUUGACCGAGACCUUCACAAAGCUGGCAAAGGCCGUAUGAUGCGAUGUAUCCGCUGUCCGGUGGCGUAUCACACAGGAGACGGUUGUGUGGCGGCUGGCAGUGUGUUGAUAACACCCCACAUCGUCAUAUGUAGCAACCACUCCAGUUCCAGGAAGAACGGACACUUUUCCUCACCUGUAAACGUAGGCUGGUGUUUCAUCUGUGCUCGAGGGCUUUUAGUGCACGACCAUACUGACACCAUAUUAAGUUCAUAUACCUUUAAGUCGCACUACCUUCUGACUGAGUCAAAUCGUGCUGAGUUGAUGAAAUUACCUAUGAUUCCUUCUUCUUCGUCAGCUACCAAAAAGAAUAUUGGGAAAGGAGGAAGACUGUUGUGUUGCGAGGCCUGUCCCGCCUCGUUCCACCCCGAGUGCUUGAACAUGGAGAUGCCAGAGGGGACGUGGCUGUGUGGGGAAUGCCGAGCGGGCAAGAAGCCCCACUAUAAGCAGAUAGUCUGGGUCAAGCUGGGCAACUACAGGUGGUGGCCAGCUGAGAUAUGCAACCCUCGCCUGGUUCCCUCCAACAUCCAGACCUUGAAGCAUGACAUUGGCGACUUCCCAGUCUUUUUCUUUGGCUCCCAUGACUAUUACUGGAUAAACCAGGGCAGAGUUUUCCCGUAUGUUGAGAGCGAUAAGAACUUUGCAGAGGGACAAGUUGGCAUCAAUAAGACGUUUAAAAAAGCACUUGAGGAGGCAGCAAAAAGGUUCCAGGAGUUAAAAGCACAGCGAGAAACUAAGGAGGCCCUCGAACAGGAGCGAAACUCUCGCAGACCCCCACCAUACAAACUUAUCAAGUCCAAUAAGCCAGUUGGGAAGGUGCAGGUGCACGUCGCUGACCUCUCAGAGAUCCCCCGCUGCAACUGCAAACCCACAGAUGAGCGUCCGUGCAGCCAGGACUCUCAGUGCCUGAACCGCAUGCUGCAGUAUGAAUGCCACCCACAGGUCUGUCCUGCAGGUGACCGCUGCCACAACCAGUGCUUCUCCAAACGCCUCUACCCCGACACUGAGGUCAUUAAGACCACCGGCCGAGGAUGGGGCCUAAAGACCAAGCAGGACCUCAAAAAGGGUGAUUUUGUCAUGGAGUAUGUUGGCGAACUGAUCGACUCCGAGGAGUGCAAGCAACGAAUAAGACAUGCCAAUGAGAACCAUGUGACCAACUUUUACAUGCUGACCCUCACAAAGGACCGUGUGAUUGAUGCUGGACCCAAAGGGAACUUGUCACGCUUUAUGAACCACAGCUGCAGUCCCAACUGUGAGACUCAGAAGUGGACCAUAAAUGGAGAUGUUCGGAUAGGGCUCUUUACCUUGUGUGAUAUCGCUGCUGACAUGGAGCUGACCUUUAAUUACAACCUGGACUGUCUGGGUAAUGGGAGGACAUCAUGCCACUGUGGGUCCGAGAACUGCAGUGGUUUUCUUGGAGUCAAGCCCAAGAGUGCAGUGGUUAUGGAGAGAGAAGAGAAGGUACGCAAUGCUAAGCUCAAGCCCAAGAAGCGCAAGCUGAAGACUGAGAGCAAACAGACCCACGAGUAUUACUGCUACAGCUGUGGAGAGGGAGGAGAGCUGGUCAUGUGUGACAAAAAGGAUUGUCCGAAGGCCUACCAUCUCCUCUGCCUCAACCUGACCAAACCUCCAUACGGGCGAUGGGAAUGCCCCUGGCAUCAGUGCAGUGUGUGCCAGCGCACCGCCGCCUCCUUCUGCCACUUCUGCCCCGCCUCCUUCUGCCGAGAGCACGAGAGAGGACAGCUGCUAGUGUCUGCCCUGGACAACCGGCCCUGCUGCUCAAACCACGAUCCCCAGAGACCCUUAGGGCCUCAGGCUAACCCUAGCCAGGUCACUGGAAAGAAGGAACCGCUCGAAGCCGGAGAGGAGGGGGAGGGCAAUGAGGAGGAAGACGACGAUGACGAGGGGGGAGAGGGAGAGUGAUUGGCCCAAAGCACCGAGGAAGCAUUGCAAACCACAUCAAAGUACAUGAAAGUUCAAACUACACGAACCGUAGAGUAGAUACAUGCAGCUAGCUGGUCCACUUUUCAAUUAAACCAAGUGGACUUGAUAAACUGGUUUGAUUCAUUCCAAAUCUACAGCAGCUGGUAUGAAUUUUUUGAACAUAUCACAAUUUACGGCCUCAUGUCAAAUUCAUACGGGCUUAUAUAACAAUGUAAGCUACUCAUUUCUGGAUUUAUAAGCAAAAUUUCACAGCUAAUUCUCACUGUUUUUCAGAUGUGCUCAAUUUCGGCAAAAAAAACCAAACUUCUGUUAAAACGACGCCUUUCAGCGGCAAAGUCAGUUUCCACAUCUAUGGUACUUAAAAACACUCUAUAAACAUUUUAAACCAAGAACUUUAUUUCUGUACCUCAUGUAAAUAGCAAAGACUGUUGUAAUAUGUGUCGGGCGCAACCAUUCGCCCCUCGCCGGUAGGAUUUCACUACAUUUCUAAAUAUGAACCUGUCGCGCUAACAUCUAAAAAAAAAAAAUUGAUU